AUGUCAUUGCGGGCGGCUCCGGGACGCCGCAUCAGUCGCCUCGAGGGGCCAUUCAUCCACCAGUGCGGGAGAGAUCGUGCCUCUGCCGAUGCGCUGCCCGACAUUCUCGCCCGCCCCAGGACACAUGACGCGCAGGAAACAGAGCCGGGGGAGCAGAAGGGGGAGCCGAACCCGCCCCUCGUUUCCGCCCGCGGCCGGACCACCACGCAUGGGGCGGGCUUCGGUGGUCGUGCGGCCAAGCAAAGCUGUUGCACCCCCGCUUUCCACCACCACCACCACCCCUGCCCUGCCACACAUCUCCAGUCAGGGUUGCGCUGCAUGGAAGGGUUUCUCGGAAGAGGCUUCCAGGGUUCUCGCUACUGGGGGGGAGGAGGGGGGGAGGGUCUCGGGCACGCAGCGCAGCAUGCCCGACGUGCAGCUGUGGACCAGAUCUCCUACCCUUCCGAGAUCGCGCUGACCUGA
Messenger RNA from Chaetomium globosum CBS 148.51, 462 nucleotides. RefSeq lists its product as uncharacterized. The coding region runs from base 1 to 462 and encodes 153 amino acids. The record is from RefSeq and is a predicted model, not a curated record. The transcript is spliced from 2 exons. NCBI's taxonomy places the organism in Eukaryota, Fungi, Ascomycota, Sordariomycetes, Sordariales, Chaetomiaceae.